GCUCCUUCAUUAACCGCCUGGCUGUUGAACGGGAAACAUCCGCCUCUACCAACGCUCGCUCUGUUUGUAAAAUCCUUGAAAAUGAUUCCUCACGUUGAGCUCGUGAUGGACCACGACAAACUUCCAGUCAGAGGCUCAGUGGAUACAGUUGUGACGAAGACUUGCAAGAUUCUCCUCUUCCUCGGCUCAGUCUGCGGCGCAGCGAUAUUAGGAGCAGGGGUGACUCUGUUCAUCGCUCCACAGUACAAUACUACUCGUGAUCCUGUGCGGCCUUGUGAUUCUUCUCUCGCUCAACACCACCUGGUGAUGACAACUGUGCCCAGUGAUACCCUUAGUCCAGAUACCACGUCGAGCAGCAGAAGUGCCUCAGAGAGUGACAGUGUAUCAGUGCAUCCGACAACAACCCACACGGACGAGGAGAGGUUUCACAAGCAGCAAGAGAAACUCAGGAACAUUGCAAAGUGCCAGCCGAUGCCUCACCCAGUGAGAGUAAACGAUGAUGGUGAACUGCCCUACUGGGACCACCUUCGGGACAAGGAUCUCCUGUCACCAGUGGUCUCCAUCAACCGCUGUCCCACGUCUUGUGGACUCUGUGUUUGGGGGGAGCGGUGCUUGCCAACCAGGAACACCACUACCACCGUCCUGUUGAAGUACGAGUAUCUGGACGGCAACAAUCAAACCAAGUAUGAAGAGAGAGACCUGCAGGAACACCUCGAAUGUUCAUGUCAAUGAGUGUCUUGUGAUGGCAGUAUUUGCAUAAUCAGCCGCCACCAGUUGUCACUUGAAAGUUAAGAGAUAUUUACUAUCGCAAUUUUUCUGUACUAACUGUGAAGCUAUAGUGUGGCAUCGUAUACCACUAUGCACUGUACAAGUGAAAUAAUAUAAUAACGUUUUAGUAGCACAAUGGAAAUCUUGAAGGCAUAGAUAGAAUGUUUAACAUCUGGAAAUUAUACUCACAUUGUUCUUAUUAUCAUAAAUAAGAUCAUACUAAUAUUAUGUUGGUUAAAUCAAUAUUUUUUGCUGCUAGUGGUGCACAAUCCAGCUUUCCUUGUUCAGUAAUUUACUAAUUAGUAUUACAAGUGUUGAGCUGGCGCAUCAGCAGUGUAGCUCUACAGGGCCUCUGUUGUUCUCUGACCGGGGGAGUCCCCCCCCCCCAAUGUAAGAGUACCAAGACAGUAAGGGUACCUGUUUAUUAUAAUCAUUGUACACUAUUCAGUUAGAGAAGUAAUCCUUUAGAGUGUAUCAGUCUCUAUUUUCAAGUAUUUUGAAGAACAUCAAAGUGGGCCAAAUCUUGCCACUUAGGAUUUAUCAGGAGACCGUCCCUUAUCCAAGACCCGCCGUAAAGGGUGUUUACAAGAUGAAGAGCGGGAGGAACGAAUCUGGAUAUUCAACCAGCUGGCCAAAACCAGGUACACAGCUUUAACAUGAAUUGGCAAGAUUUUGAAAGUUGUCCACCGUCUGGGCUCAAGGAAGAGCUUCGAGGGAGAGGUGCCAAGGUUUCCGGAAGAAAGAAAGAUUUGAGGCAAUUACUCUUCAAGUACUUCAUAUUUUCAACAUUGUGGUGCUUUUACUUUAUAUUGUAGUGAGAGGAUGUGACACUGGUAUUCUGAUAUCUAGUAAAUUCAAGAACAAGCUCAAAAUA
This is a messenger RNA of Portunus trituberculatus (swimming crab), 1642 nucleotides long. RefSeq lists its product as uncharacterized. The record is from RefSeq and is a predicted model, not a curated record. The transcript has 2 exons. The coding region runs from base 82 to 732 and encodes 216 amino acids. Lineage: Eukaryota; Metazoa; Arthropoda; Malacostraca; Decapoda; Portunidae.